Aphanomyces invadans is the source of this 1555-nucleotide messenger RNA. RefSeq lists its product as hypothetical. Gene Ontology annotation, molecular function: GTPase activity; GTP binding. Gene Ontology annotation, cellular component: nucleus; Gtr1-Gtr2 GTPase complex; lysosome. The transcript is spliced from 10 exons. Gene Ontology annotation, biological process: positive regulation of TOR signaling; cellular response to amino acid stimulus; cellular response to starvation. NCBI's taxonomy places the organism in Eukaryota, Oomycota, Saprolegniomycetes, Saprolegniales, Verrucalvaceae. Bases 28 to 1092 code for a protein of 354 amino acids. The record is from RefSeq and is a predicted model, not a curated record.
UCUCGGACAUUCCCCGCACGACGCAUCAUGGACAUGGCGUGGGGCGACAAUUCCUACGCGGAUGGAUACUCUCUAUCGAAUGGGUUUGACGACUCGGACGGUGGUUCGUUGAACGGCGAAAACAAGCCUCGCAUCCUCCUUAUGGGCCUUCGACGAAGCGGCAAGUCGAGCAUCCAGCGUGUGGUGUUCCACAAGAUGUCGCCGCAUGAAACGUUGUUUCUCGAAGGCACUAAUAGCUUGGACAUCAAGUAUAUUGCCAAUAAUUCGUUUGUCCAGUUCCAGAUAUGGGACUUUCCCGGCGAUUUCGACUUCAAAGAUGACUUGGUGUACGGCGGACAGCUCGUGAACGAAGAAAUGAUCUUUGGCAACUGCGGGGCCAUUGUGUUUGUGAUUGACGCUCAAGACGAUCCGUACUCGGAAGCGUUGACGCGACUCCACGACACGGUCGCCCGCGCGCACCGGUACAACCCAAACGUGUUCUUCGAAGUGUUUAUUCACAAGGUGGACGGCGACCUGUUCAUCUCGGACGACCACAAGAUCGAUUGCCAGCGCGACAUCCAGCAGCAAAUCACGGAGGAGAUUCAAGAGGGUGACUUGGACAUCCACAUGAGCUUCUACCUGACGAGCAUUUACGACCACAGCAUCUUUGAAGCCUUCAGCAAGGUCGUGCAAAAGCUCAUCCCGCAAUUACCCACGCUCGAAAACCUCCUCAACAUCUUGAUCUCGCGCUGCAACAUGGAAAAGUCCUUCUUGUUUGACGUCGUGAGCAAGGUGUACAUUGCGACCGACAGCAACCCGGUCGACAUGCAGUCGUACGAGCUGUGCAGCGACAUGAUCGACGUCGUCAUCGACGUGUCGUGCAUUUACGGCAUGAAGGACGACAGUGACGGCGAUGGGCUCGCGUACGACUCGCAGUCGUCGUCUGUGAUUCGACUCAACACUGGGAUGGUCCUGUACCUUCGCGAAGUUAACAACUACCUCGCGCUCGUGUGUUUGCUUCGAUCCGAGAACUUUACCAAGCAAGGCAUUAUCGACUACAACAUUGAUUGUUUCAAGUCGGCGCUCGGCCAAGUGUUCAAGCCGACCAAGUAACUCGUCGGUCUGUCGGCGCGCACAGGACGAGCGACCGACGAGCGAAUCAAUUGUGCUUUCGACAUGGAUGUUGUCUUGUGGACAUUAAAUCGACGACACGCUCAGCUGCUCUUGAACGCGCCGGACGCGAGGACCGCGAUCAGGACCACGACGAGCCCAAAGAAAAGCAGGCAGCACAUCUUCUUUCGCAUGCUCUUCUGGGACUUGAGUGCUUUCGUGACUUCUUUGUUGCCGGCGUCGAUGUAGUUGGAUGCCGUUUUGACCUAGAGGACCAUGUCUGGCACUACCGGUCGUCCAAGCACACGUACUUGAAACUCAAUCUGGUCAAGCAUUUCGCCCUGCUGCUCGACCAGCAGUGCCAAGUCGAGAAACAUUUGAUGCAGCUCCGCGACGCUCUGCUCUAGCUUGAGCACGUCUUGGUAUUUGUCGUGACACGUCAUGUACACUUCCUUUAUCGAGUCGU